Molecule: messenger RNA, 5123 nt
Organism: Theobroma umbraticum
Lineage: Eukaryota; Viridiplantae; Streptophyta; Magnoliopsida; Malvales; Malvaceae
Source: RefSeq, a predicted model, not a curated record
UGGAAUGAAAGUCGACCCUUAGUCAAUGUCCUGGAUCGAAGUCGCUGUCCACUUUCUUACAUCUGUCCGGAAAUCAAACAAGUUGGGAUUGCGGAGAUAGUCUGAGUUCUCAGUUCGAUACAAUUUGUUCUUCUCAUACAGAUUCCUUCUGAACAAGGGAAUAAUGGUUUUGGAAGUGGCAUUGGCUGUGGGAGGGGCAUUUCUCUCCUCAUUUCUGAGUGUACUGUUCGAGAAGAUGGCUUCUCCUCAGUUCCUGAACCUGCUCAAGCAACAGAAACUCAAACGUGAUCUCUGGCAGAACCUGGAGAUACUGCUGCUUACAGUCGAUAAGGUGCUGGCUGACGCUGAGGACAAGCAAAUCAAGAACCCUUCUGUGAAAAAGUGGUUGGACAUCCUCAAGGACGCUGCCUAUGAUGCUGAGGAUCUGCUAGAUGCAAUCGCAACUGAAGAUAAGAGGGGUCGGUUGGAUCGAGAUAAGAAAGUGCAGUUCAACACUCGCCUUGAACAUCUUCAUCAGAAACUAAAAGACAUAGCUGCACACAAGGAUGCCCUUAGUUUGAAAGAGAGUUACGGAGGGAGACCAGUCCCGAGAUUGCCCACAACUUCCUUGGUCGAUGAAUCGGAAGUAUGCUUUAGAGAAGAUGUCAAAGACCAGAUUCUUGAUUUUCUGGUAUCAGUUGCCAAGGAUGAGGAUAAAGUUCCUGUGGUUGCAAUCGAAGGCAUGGGUGGGAUCGGUAAGACAACCCUGGCUCAAUUUUUGUUCAAUGAUGAAAGGGUGAAGAGCUACUUUGAUUUGAGAACAUGGGCAUAUGUUUCUGAAGAGUUUGAUGUUUUCAAGGUGACCAAAACAAUUUACGAGUCAAUUAUAUUGUGGCAUUGUAAUAUCAGUGAUUUGAAUGCACUCCAGCUUGCGUUGGGGAAGAGACUGAUGGGAAGGAGAUUUCUGCUUGUCCUAGACGAUGUUUGGAAUGAGAGUUUUGUUGAUUGGGAUCUUCUGAGAAGACCCUUGCAAGUUGGGGCUCCUGGAAGCAAGAUUAUUGUGACAACCCGCAGUCAAAAUGUGUCAUUCACCAUGCGCUCUGUUCUCGUUCAUCAUCUGCAGCCCUUACCUGACAAGGAUUGCUGGUCAUUAUUUGCAAAAUACGCAUUCAAGAACAAGGGCUCGGGUGAAGAUCCAACCUUGAAAGCAAUUGGUAAAAAGAUUGUGGAAAAAUGCAAAGGCCUCCCUUUAGCUGCUAAAACGCUUGGGGGUCUCUUGCGUUAUAAGGUGGAGGCAGAGGAAUGGUACAAUGUGUUGAACAGUAGAAUAUGGGAUCUACCCAAUGAGAAGAGCAGCAUUUUACCUGCUCUAAGGUUGAGCUACUACCAUCUUCCUUCUCACCUAAAGCGGUCCUUUGCUUAUUGCUCCAUAUUUCCUAAGGGACUUGAAUUUGAGAAGGGGAACUUAGUUCGACUUUGGAUAGCAGAGGGGUUAGUGCUUCAGCCAAACGGCCAAAGAAGAAUGGAGGAAGUGGGUGGACAGUACUUUGAUGAGCUAUUAUCAAGGUCAUUGUUCCAGCAAUCGAGUUGUAACAAGUCAUGUUUUGAAAUGCAUGAUCUUGUCAAUGACUUAGCUCAAGAUGUAGCUGGGGAAUUUUGUUUUAAGUUUGAGGAUGGCAGCUUACCUCAUAGACCUGAAAGGGUUCGCCAUUUAUCCUGUAUUCCUAUGCAAGAUGAAGCCCCUGAGAAAUUUGAGGCCUUUUAUGGAGUAUUCAAGAGUUUACGGACCUUUUUACCAAUAAGAUUAUCAAACUCCGGUAAGGUUUCUCUAACUCCAAUAGUUCUUAAGAAUUUGUUUCCAGUAUCAGGUUGCUUGCGUGUAUUGUCAUUAUCACCUUAUCAUGUAACUAAGUUGCCUGAUUCAAUUAGCAACUUAAAGCAUCUACGCUAUUUGGACCUUUCUCACACUGAUAUUCAGAAUUUGCCUGAAGGAGUGGGUUCUUUGUAUAAUCUAGAGACAUUGAAUUUGUCACAUUGUCAUAGUCUCACACAGUUGCCUGCAAAUAUGGGGAACCUUACUAAAUUAGAGCAUCUUGAUAUUAGGGGGACUGCAGUGACGGGGAUGCCAGAAAAUUUCGGUAAUUUGAAAUGUCUCGGGUUUUUGACUGGUUUUUUUGUGAGCAGAAACAGUGGGGCAAGGAUUAGUGAGUUGAAGGACCUCUCUCUACUGUUUGGUACCCUUUCGAUUUUGGGGCUCCAGAAUGUGUUUCAACCAGAAGAUGCCUCAAAGGCCAAUUUGAAUGACAAGAAAUACCUUAAUGAGUUAAUUCUCAAAUGGGCUACUUAUGAUACACAUAAUGCAACUGAGGUACUUGAAAAGCUGUGUCCUCAUGAAAAUUUGAAGAAGCUCCACAUUGAACGCUUUGGGGGUACAAGCCUCCCUGAAUGGUUAGGGGAUGCUUUAUUCUCCAAACUAGAGUCUCUACAACUUGUUGAUUGUGGAAAUUGCUCAUCAUUGCCAUCUCUUGGACAACUACCCUCUCUCAAAGAACUCCACAUUGUACGAAUGAAAGUAGUGCAACAGGUAGGUGAUGAGUUCUAUGGAAAUGAUGUCCUGCCAUUCAAAUCCUUGGAAACUUUGCAGUUUCGAGGAAUGCUAGAUUGGCAGCGGUGGUUGCCUUUCAAAGAUGGUGCAUUCCCUUCCCUCCAGCACCUCAUUGUGCAUAAAUGUCCGAAACUGACAGGGUGUUUGCCCAGCCUUCUUCCUUCCUUGGUGACACUUGACAUCUAUGAAUGUAAGAAACUAGAAUUUCUUCAUCAGAAUGGAGCAAAUCAAUAUUCUGAGCUCGAGCGUUUGUGCAUUAGGAAGAGCUGUGAGGAUCUCCUAUCAUUUCCAAUAGGCUCCUUCACCAAACUCCAAAAGCUUAAACUCCAGGAUUGCAAAUUUCUUAGAUCUGUUGGGAUGCCACCGGACUGUCAUGAGGAUCUCAAAUUUCUACAAAAGUUGAAAAUUAAGAGCUGUGAUGAUCUGGGAACCUUUGAUGCAAGAGGGUUGUCAUCUCUCCAGAAGCUAAAGAUAGUUCAUUGUUCAAAUCUCUUUACAUUUGGGGAGGGUGGUUUGCCAUCUAGUCUCCAAUCAAUUUCAAUUAGGAACUGCAAGAAUCUACCACCCCAAGAAACAUGGGGACUGGAAGGCAUGGGAUCACUCAGGCACUGUGAGGUUGAUUAAGUCACAAGAGAAGUUAGUGGAUGCCAAUGAACAUGCAGAUUACAGAUCCACGAUGAUGUGACAAAAUGAACAUGAAAUCGGAAGUCCAUUUGGCUGUAAUCCUGAGAAUUCAUAACAUAUUACUUCAUUUAUUGUCUCAAAGGACCCAUCUUGCAAAUGUGACAUUCUGUAAUUCUAUUUUGCAAGGGGUUUUUCUUUUCUUUUCCCUUUUCUUUUUUUUUUUUUCAUUUUGGUACAACAGAUGAAACCAAAAACAAACUAGACUUGCAAGCUUCAGGAAGGCUACUCCAGCAUCAUUGAUCAUGAAUUAGCCAGUUGAUCACCCCUGUAGGUGGAGACUAAAUGGAGUUAAAGUUCUGAGGGAUGUUAAAUUUAAAAUUCCCCUUCUCCCCCAAUAUUCAUGCGUACCCUUUCUUUUCCUACUUUCUGUUCUUCAUUGUUGUUUCUGCAUCAAGUUGACGAAAUUAAGGCAAAAAAUGGAUUGUUCUAUCUGCAGUUUGUUGCCAUUUAUUCUUUUCUUUUUCUUUUUGAAGCACAUACUCUUUUGCUACUAUUGCUUAUUCUCAAUAUUGAAGUACAUAUACUGUGUAAUCAAACAUUACUACAUAGUAUGCAUGACAAAAGCAUAGGAAGUUAGCAAGAUCACAAAUCUUUCGAGAAAGAUACCGCCAUUUCAGAAACAGAAAAAUCAGAAAGGUGAUCAUGCAGAAGGUUUUUUACAUACAAAGUUAGCAAGUUUCAACUAUGGAUGUUCUUGAAACUCUUAAACUGGAUGAUCUCUGAGCUGUUUUAUUUUUCUUUUAUGAUGAAGCAUAUACAGCUAUGUAAUCACCUGAACCACUAUAAAGACCAUAAAAAGAGGUUUUGUUCUUUCCUUGCUUUUCCAGUAGAGCAAUAUCUUUAGAUCCCUUUUUUUUCUUUCUAUAAAACUAGUUGUUUGUCAAAAUAAAGAUUAGACUUGGUAUCUGUACUUACUAUUCUUUUGAUCCAUAAAGAAUAAAUCCUCUGGAGUGAUACUGUGAUACCCCAGAUUCAUGAUAAGAGUUGCUUGUGCUUCACCGAAAUUUCUGUCAACUUGAUGACCGCCUAGAUUUAGCUUUUAAAUUUCAACAAAUUAAACCAGCAUAAUCAGUUAUAGAAAAAAGUUUUUCUAGCUUAUGGCUAAGACUUCAGAGCAUAGUUUCCAUUCAGCAAAGCCCAACAGAUCAAUACAAGUCUUUCAGCUUUGCUUCACCCCUACUGAAUUUUGCAGCUACCAUAACUUAGUCUCGAGCUUCUGAUUUCUCGAACAGUUUUUCUAGCCAUUAUGAGAAGUCUCAAAUGAAUAUGCAGCUGAAAGUUACCAUGAGGCAAUAUUCUAUAUUAGGAAAAUAUUUCACUUGCUUUUCUGCAUAAUUAAUGAUUAUGAGGAUGCAGCAGAAAAUUUUGUUUUCCUUUUUUGUUUCUUUAUGCCUUUGUAAGCUAAUAGAAAGCCUUUCAGGAUUAUGCUACCUGAAAACAUUUCUUCUUCUUCUUCCUAUUCUUCUUUCAUUUUGAUUAUAUGUAUGUGAAUAGUGCAGUACAUUUGCAUUUGGUUUCUGUUAUUAUGAAAUGGUUGAUCAAUAUGAGUCGUAUUAGAGGGAUAAUAAAAGAUGAGUAAUAUAAUGCAGCAUCCUGAAGGAUGGUAGAGACUCUGAGGCUCUCCUUGGAUAGCCAAUCUGCCACGAAAUUCUGGGCAUGUUUCUGAUAGGCCUAUGAUUAAGUUGACAUGAAGGUGGUGUUCAGGUGCUCCAAACUCAGGCCACUCGGCCUGAAGUUUCUGUGUCGGAUUUUAUUUCAACAUUGAUCAAGUCCAUAUUCUGAGCUACUUAACUCCAUGGUAGAUGCCCAAAGUUCUGCUGUAUCAAUCCUGGAAUUCCCCAAGACAAACUGAUAC